Aegilops tauschii subsp. strangulata is the source of this 2552-nucleotide messenger RNA. RefSeq lists its product as uncharacterized. Lineage: Eukaryota; Viridiplantae; Streptophyta; Magnoliopsida; Poales; Poaceae. The record is from RefSeq and is a predicted model, not a curated record.
UUGGAAUGGGCUCAGAAAAACAAGCGUGCACGAAAUGUUGUUGGGAGUAUUAUGCAGAAUGAUUAUAUUUCUCAGCAGCUUGACGAGAAGGUGCUGGAGCUAGAGCGGGAGAUAGAGCAUGAGCUAGAGCGGAAGAAAGAGCAGAAGACACAACAGCAGUGCUUCAAAAAGUGGGAUGUGCCAUGCUAUCCCCCUGGGCAGUCAUUGUGGCCCCAAAACAAUCUGCCAGCGCGGCAAUACUUCAACAAGCCAGAUGGACCAUGUGGCCCUGGUUAUGCAAUGUUUGCCCCUGUACAUGGUCGUCACAACAACCGGCCACUGUGGCAGCAGCCACCACCAUUAAAACGGCUUUUCACUUAUAGCAGUGAGUUUGGACCUCAUGAGGUACCCCAGCCAUCCUUCAACAAUAGCAGCGGAGCCAGCUACCAUUGGUAUCCACAGCAACUUACUGCCCCCAACUCAUUUGCCUAUGGCGCACACACAGGCUAGGGCAACUACCAACACCAAUGGGAGCAGCUUCCCAUUACUCUGGAGCCGUUUAUUGCAUCUUGGCAGCAUCCACCUCCUUCGUCAUCCAACACCUAGUGAGGUAAAAGCAGUACUGAAAACCUCUGUAUGUAGACCAUAGUGGAAUCUUUAAAAAGACUUAUAUUUAGGAAUGGAGUCAGUAUUCGGUUAUGGCACUGCAUGCUUAUAUCUGCUCAUCCUGGUGUGUGGGUUCGCUGGGGCUAAAUUGCGUGUUUUGACCAUUUGCGAAAGUAUAGCCGGAGCUUACCCUAGUCUGAAACCUUUUCGAGACCUGACCCUUUUUCUACCGCCAGAGUCGACGACGGUAGGGGCACACCGCGCUGACGUGGAUAAGUUGGCUACCACUAGGGGCCUCGGUGGUAGGCUCGUAUACCCUACCGCCAUAGACCCCGGCGGUAGGAAAAGGGUCAGUUCCCGAUUUUUUUUCAAACCAGGGUCAGAUCCGGCUAAACUUUUGCAAAAGGUUCAAAACACCAAAUUUGCCCUUCGCUGGAUGGGCUGUGUAGCAGCCACAGCAGGGGCACGAUGGGGUACUGGUGUGGUAAAUUUUGGUAGAGUUAAUUAACAUGUGUUAAUUAUGGGGAAAUUUCCCCGUCUUAACCGUCGGGCAGUUAGACGCAUCCUCUGGUUGCGUCCCCCCAACUUGUAUAUAAGGGCAUCUACAACGCUGGGCGCUAGCGUAGGCGCCAGGAUCGAAUUCCCGGUCGAUGGGGCAGUUGGGCCUUCCAAUCCUGGCGCUAUAUACGGCAUCGAUGCCAGAAAAGGAACCGAGCGCUCGAGCUAUUUUCUCGUACGAGAUGGAAGGCUGCGUGUAGCGGCCGGUUCCCUUAGCGCCCCCAUAAUUAGCGCUCAGCGUGUAACAAACAGCGCUUAGAUGGGCUUUUAAUUUUCCAAGAUUUAUUUUAUUUCCCUUAGCGCCCAUAUAGGCGUCUUGCAUUGAAGAUGCCCUAAGCAUCACUCUCAAUGAAAGAGCUGUCAACAUGGUCCAACUACUAGUGCUAUGCAUUUAACCCAUUUUCUGUUGAGUUUCAAAACUCCAGAAAUGUGUGUAUGUUGAUACUUGACAUGUUCAAUGUGUUUACCACAUCAAAUUCUCAAGAACAUGUUUUUGCGGUCGAAUUAAUUUUUCUCGUAUAUCAAACUUGCAAUUUUUUGAGUUAUAUUUCCCUCAUUGUAUUUGGAAUCACAAGGUAAUGAGUUGGAUCUAGUGCUCAUUUGCAGACUAUCAACUAUUACUGCAAGGUCUGCGUUGUGUCAAUCUCGACAAGCGAUUACCUCCGGUGUGUAUUUCUUUAUUUUUAAAUUGCUAACAUACACACGGUAAUAGAAACAUGCGCAUCUACUCACAUUGUUAGAUUAUGCAGCCUAUUACUGUGAGAUCUUUGUGAUCUGCAAUGUGUUAUGUUCGCACAAUUGAGGUUGAGAAUUUUUCAAGUUAUUCACUUGAGUAUCAAAUAUUUGCAGUUCUAUUACAACAUUAACCAUGAUAGUUUUUAAUUUAGUGACCGUAAAUUAAUUAUCUCUGGUAAUCGAUGGCUACAAAAUUUGAGGCAUAAGCUCUUAAUGGCCACCACCGCCCCACCUGGGCCAUGGAGAUCAUGAUCACUCUUGUGUCUCAUGAUAUAAUGUGUGCAAUCCAAGACCCAUGGAUUCACCUCUAGUCGGAGGCACACCGCUAACAGAAAAAAUAUGUUGGCUUAUACACCGUAAGGUAUUAUAUCAAUCCAGAUCUCAGCAUUUGGCUCUUAUGUAUCAGCAAUCUGUGAGACACAAAGGACCUUAAGGGCAAAGGUUUGAAGCCCACUUCAACCAUCAACCCGACUCAACUAACAUGGUUGAAGACUUUGUCUAGUCUCUCAAUCUCCUGAGUGGUCAAUAUAAUUUAUGUUCAGUUCUGUUCUAAUAAGAACAUAAUUAUUGUUGUCAUGGUAUAUUGUAUAUCACAAUAUAUUGUAUUAGCACUUUGGUACAUGACAUUUGUAUGUAUUCUACAACGAUUUUUAUAUUGAGAAUCUUCAAGUCUA